GUGAUUCAUGAGGCAGUGCAGUUGUUUCUCGAAGCGGGUGUAUUUGCAGGCUAAGCUUUUGUAGAAUUCACCGAAAACAAGAAUAGUUAAGAAAUGGCAGCGAUAAGUCUUUUGAAUCCCAAAGCUGAGUUUGCUCGAGCUGCUCAAGCUCUUGCAGUAAAUAUAUCAGCAGCAAAGGGCAUCCAAGAUGUGAUGAGAACAAACUUGGGGCCUAAGGGGACCAUGAAAAUGCUGGUAUCUGGAGCUGGUGAUAUCAAAAUCACAAAAGAUGGUAAUGUCCUUUUGCACGAGAUGCAAAUCCAGCACCCUACAGCCUCACUCAUUGCUCGUGCAUCAACUGCCCAGGAUGAUAUGACCGGUGAUGGAACAACUAGCACUGUUCUGGUUAUCGGAGAGCUUCUAAAGCAGGCUGAUCUCUAUAUUUCUGAGGGUCUUCACCCUAGAAUGCUUACAGAAGGAUUCGAACUGGCCAGGGCUAAAACAAUCGAAAUUCUUGACUCACUAAAAAUUCCAAUUGAACCCACCAAGGAAGGCCUUCUGGAUAUAGCGAGGACUUCGCUAAUGACGAAAAUUCAUCCUACUAUUGCUGAAAAGCUUUCACAUGUUUGCGUUGAUGCUGUAUUGACCAUUAGACAGGGUGAACAACCGAUUGAUUUACAUAUGAUUGAGAUAAUGGAAAUGCAGCACCGAACUGCAGCUGAUACUACUCUCGUUCGAGGCAUUGUUAUGGAUCACGGAUCCAGACAUCCCGAUAUGCCUAAACGAGUCGAGAAUGCUUACAUUCUCACUUGCAAUGUCAGCUUAGAAUAUGAAAAAAGCGAGGUGAAUAGUGGAUUUUUCUAUAAAACAGCAGAAGAGCGGGAGAAACUUUUGGCAGCAGAACGUGAAUUCAUUGAGAAUCGUGUCAAGAAAAUUAUUGAUUUGAAGAAAAAACUUUGUGAUGGUACUAACAAGUCAUUUGUUAUACUAAAUCAAAAAGGAAUCGACCCACCUUCUCUUGACAUGCUUGCUAAAGAAAACAUUAUUGCAUUACGUCGUGCUAAGCGCAGAAAUAUGGAGCGUUUGGCACUUGCUUGUGGUGGAGCUGCUAUGAACUCCGUCGAUGAUCUAGUAGAAGAAAAUCUAGGGUGGGCUGGUCUGGUUUACGAGCACGUGUUGGGUGAGACAAAGUACACUUUUGUGGAAGAAUGCAAGAAGCCCACGUCUGUAACAAUUCUCCUUAAAGGCCCGAAUAAGUACACAAUUGCGCAGCUGAAGGAUGCAGUUCGUGAUGGUCUCAGAGCAAUCAACAAUGCUAUUAAUGAUCGGGCUGUUGUUCCUGGCGCUGGGGCAGUGGAAGUAGCUGCAAGUAGGGCACUUCAUGCUUACAAAGAGCAAGUUAAAGGCAAGCAACGUCUCGGCGUACAGGCAUAUGCAGAGGCACUGCUGGUCAUCCCUAAGACUCUAGCUAUAAACAGUGGAUUUGAUGCGCAAGACAGUAUUGUAAAGCUAUUAGAUGAAUCGACAGCCUUAGGGGAAGCUGUUGGUCUGGAUGUUUCGACUGGCGAAGCUCUUAAACCAGCUGAUGCAGGAAUAUAUGAUAAUUAUGUUGUAAAAAAGCAAAUUAUCAAUUCCUGUACCGUAAUCGCCAGCAAUCUCCUUCUGGUUGACGAAAUAAUGAGAGCGGGGAUGUCUUCGCUCAAAGGAUAAGAGACACUAUAUUCUUUAAGACUUGAAUAUUUAUACAUUUAAUCACACCAGCUUACGAAAGUUGAACUUAUCGUUCAGUUCACAUUCAAUUUUUAUCCAGUUCACACGCAUUUUGGUAUACCGAAUUUAAGCGCAGUAUAACAAUUUGUUACUAAUUAUGCUUGCGAUCAAUGAGUUAAUAUUUCUUA
This is a messenger RNA of Athalia rosae (coleseed sawfly), 1877 nucleotides long. RefSeq names its product T-complex protein 1 subunit zeta (gene CCT6). Gene Ontology annotation, molecular function: ATP hydrolysis activity; ATP binding; ATP-dependent protein folding chaperone. The record is from RefSeq and is a predicted model, not a curated record. Bases 94 to 1689 code for a protein of 531 amino acids. Gene Ontology annotation, cellular component: chaperonin-containing T-complex. The transcript has 7 exons. Lineage: Eukaryota; Metazoa; Arthropoda; Insecta; Hymenoptera; Athaliidae. Gene Ontology annotation, biological process: protein folding.